Messenger RNA from Penicillium samsonianum, 1561 nucleotides. RefSeq names its product CAP domain-containing protein. The record is from RefSeq and is a predicted model, not a curated record. Bases 228 to 1145 code for a protein of 305 amino acids. Lineage: Eukaryota; Fungi; Ascomycota; Eurotiomycetes; Eurotiales; Aspergillaceae. Gene Ontology annotation, cellular component: extracellular region. The transcript has 2 exons.
UUUACCACCUCCCUUCUUCUCUCCUUCUCUCCCUUCCUCUCCAUCCACUCUUUCAGCCUACAUCUUAUCUUUCUUUCACUCCUUGAAGAAAGAAGGUGUUUCUAGGCCUGCCAUUCAUUUACCCCCUAACGUCCACACUCCUUUGUCAACGCAGUCGAUCUGCUUGACCCAAUCCCGACUUCUCUUCACAAACUUCCUGGAGAAGUUUCUUUGUCUUCAAUCCCAAAAUGCGUUCUGCUGUCAUCUUUGCCGCCUUGGCGGUCGGCACUUGUGCCAGGGUUAUUGAGAAGGAGGUUUAUGUGACUGAGUGGACUACCACCACCGUCACCGAGACUGUCACCCAGUGGCCCACCAACGCCCCCAGCACCGCUGUUGUGGUCAAGCAGGAACACACCAAGCCCGUCAACGCUGCGCUUCCUACUGUCGACAUUUCCAAGAAGAACGCUGCGGUCGAGACCGCCCCUGCUGCGGCUCCUACUACUGCUGCCGCCGAGGUUGAGCCUGUUGUAGCCAGCAGCGCGACCUCGUCUUCCACUUCUUCUUCGGCCACCGCAGCCGAAAUCCAGGCCGUGACCUCCUCUGCUACCUCUGAGGCUCCCGCCGUCGCUACCUCUUCGGCAACCUCGACCACCGCCGCUGCCACUGCCGCCCCUAGCGCUGCCAACUCCUACCAAGAGUCCAUCCUGCACUACCACAACCUUCACCGUAGCGACCACUCUUCCAGCGAUUUGACCUGGUCCGAGGACCUCGCGGGAGCUGCCCAAACUCUCGCCUCGCGUUGCGUGUACGGACACGACACCUCCAUUGUGUCCGCCAGCGGAUCCUACGGUCAGAACAUCGCAUACGGUUACGAUGCGGCACAGGUCGGUGAGAAGGUCAUCAGCGAGAUGAUGUACACCCAGGAGGCCCCGUACUUCGCCAACCUGUACGGUCAGGCCAGCCCUGAUAUGUCCAACUUCGAAAACUGGGGCCACUUCACCCAGAUCGUCUGGAAGGGCACCACUCAAGUUGGUUGCGCCACUGUUAGCUGCUCUAACUUGCAGAAUGCUGGUGGCCCCGCCCCCUUCACUGUUUGCAACUAUGGCACCCCCGGUAACUACGCCGGCGAGUAUGCCGACAACGUCUUGAAGCCCAAGAGCGCAUAAACGUCUCGGGAUAUAUGGAGCUGUUGAUUUGAGAAUGCCACAUCUGAUGUUCAUCUUCUGUGGAGUGAUCUAAACCCAUUGAUCCUGUUCUUCUAAACAUGUCUCCCCCAUUCGCCUUGCGCCAUAUGGAUUUAUCUUCUUGUCUUUUACCUUCUUGGUCAUUUGCAUGUCCUGCCUCGAUCGGUGACCCAUACUGUAUGUAUGCAAGCGUGCUUCGUCCUUCUAUUUUGGAGGACCCAUGGCAAUGCAGAUAUUAUUGUUCCAUUGUGAAUAUUCUUUUGACUCCUUGUCUUCCGCCACUCCUGUGUUGCGGCUCAUCCUGUUGAUAACAAAAUCUCUGGCGUCAUUUUUUUUCUUUUGCGAGCGAUGUACUGUGUACAACCCCAGCGUAUCAUGAAGUCACAUGUAUCUCAACA